AUGGUGGUGUUUGGCAUAUUUGCACGAGCGCAGCUCGAAAAUGUCGCGGAGCUCAGGAUUCCGGAAAGGCACUUAUGGACAUUCUCGCUCAAGGACUCUACCAGCGACGAGACACGCGACUUCGUCACCAUCAGCGAUGAGGAGCUCGUUGAAACCGGGAACACGCGAAACGUCGUGCACGGGUGCAUCUUUUUCAAAGAAUCCAACCGCAGGGGCACCAUCGCCAUCAAGACCAUCAAGGAUGUCACGAAAAACGCAAUCACUGAAUCAAACACGUUCACCUGCAUUGGCGCCUUCGACUGCAGGGGAAUCGACAUCACCAAGUGGUACCCACGAGGCGGAUACCAGGUCGUCUGCGAGAGCGGCGCGGUCAUAAACGACGUAGAGUUCGACGCCUCCGGUGCGUGGGUAGGAUUCGACGAGAAGGCGGGAACCUCAGUAUCCGUCAUGGAACUGGACUACGAGAUAAGGACGCUCUAA
Messenger RNA from Babesia bigemina, 480 nucleotides. Its product is annotated as -UPF0587 protein. Lineage: Eukaryota; Apicomplexa; Aconoidasida; Piroplasmida; Babesiidae. The transcript has a single exon. Bases 1 to 480 code for a protein of 159 amino acids. The record is from RefSeq and is a predicted model, not a curated record. Gene Ontology annotation, molecular function: zinc ion binding.